Molecule: messenger RNA, 168 nt
Organism: Echinostoma caproni
Lineage: Eukaryota; Metazoa; Platyhelminthes; Trematoda; Plagiorchiida; Echinostomatidae
Source: the annotation of a GenBank genome assembly
AUUUCUUCGUCGGAAAUUUCCAUCAAUGUGGACACCACAUCCCUCUCACCGUACACGGGCGGUGGUAUCGGGACACAGAUUAUCGUGUCUCCUAUCGAGUCCUACCAAUCCAUGAUGUUGCAACUUCGUCAACCAACAAUUGUCACCCCGGAUUUAUCACGACCCGAU